AAUAUGGUCGCCGAAAAUAAGCGUGAAAAUGUAAACAAGAUCCAUUUUUCAAGCGAGUUUUUUGUAAUAAUAGACGACUGUGCGAUCUGAUUACAUUAUCUUAUGCCCGAAAAGAGAAGUCGUUCUUUGUUUUGGACUGUGGCUUGCUGGACGUUAAAAAAUUGAGCUACGAUUCUACCAAACGUCAAUUUGACCAAACGUAAAUAUAGCUGCUGUGUUUAAAGUUUGUAUAUUCUGUAAGGGAAGACAAAUAGAUCAUGGUUAUAUGUCAGUAUUUUUUAAAGGGGGCAUGUAAGUUUGGUGAUCGAUGUUUCAACGAGCAUCGGAGGCCAGGUUAGUUAAAAUAUUUAACGGAUAUUAAAUACGGCGUGGUUAAUAAUUAAUCCCCCGUGACUAUUGACUAUUAGUAUAAUUACAUAGGUGAUUAUUGAAAAUUCUCCACGCUGAUUGGCUGCCGUUGAGGUGAUUAUUACGCGAUAAUCACCUAAGCGAUUUUCAAAAUGGCAGCCGAAGCCGUUUUGUCAAAUUAAAUGACGAAGAAAUGUCUAUUUUUUAUUUUUUUCUAAAUAAUCACCUAUGAAAUUAUACUAAAACAAUUAUUCACCUCAGGCUCGGUGAUUAUCGUGAAUAAAAACCUUGACUUCGUCUCGGUUUUUAUUCACCGAUAAUCACCUCGCCUUCGGCAAAUAAUUGUUAAAUAUUCACUCGACUACUGAGGAAAUGAGGAAUUACUCAAAAUCGACUGAAAUCUAUUCAGUAUAAUUUAAGCAUGUUUAAAGAAUGAAAAACACUUAAUUUUGUCAGAUCUAUAGUUCAGACACCUUUUGCAGAAAACAAGGGUUCUUACAACCAAGGAAGCCGAAACCAAAGAAACUACCAACAAGAUUCCCGUGACUUUAACAGCGGUGGUCGCUAUGGUAACAGUAGUGGUAGAAAUUCUGGUGGCGGUCGCUACAACCAAAACACGGGUUAUGAUGACAGAAGUUAUGAUAGUUACAAUCAAGGUUACAGAAAUCAGAAAAACUACCAUGACAACAGGGGUGGUGGUUAUCAUGAUACUGGUUAUGGUGGUCGUGAUGGCGGUCGUGAUGGUUAUGGUGGUAGUGGUCGUGAUGGUUAUGGCGGUGGUCGUGGACGUGACAGUUAUAGUGGGCGCGGUGGAGGCCAAAAUUACAGCAGAGACAAGUUCCAUUAUGAUGCCAGAGAUAAAGUAAGUCUGGGACCUUGGUAAAUGAAGAAGCUAGGUGGAAAUCCAGGUGGCAAUUAUCGAGAUGAUGGUAAUAGUAAUGGGGUGUUGGUGGAAUAACAGUUACAGUUUGUGC
Messenger RNA from Paramuricea clavata, 1322 nucleotides. Lineage: Eukaryota; Metazoa; Cnidaria; Anthozoa; Malacalcyonacea; Plexauridae. The record is from the annotation of a GenBank genome assembly.